This is a messenger RNA of Cheilinus undulatus (humphead wrasse), 1726 nucleotides long. RefSeq names its product beta-1,3-galactosyltransferase 8 (gene b3galt8). Lineage: Eukaryota; Metazoa; Chordata; Actinopteri; Labriformes; Labridae. Bases 109 to 1074 code for a protein of 321 amino acids. The transcript has a single exon. The record is from RefSeq and is a predicted model, not a curated record. Gene Ontology annotation, molecular function: N-acetyl-beta-D-glucosaminide beta-(1,3)-galactosyltransferase activity. Gene Ontology annotation, cellular component: membrane.
AACAGCUACCUCCCUCCGGAAGACAGAAAUGCGGCGUGAUUUCUCCGAUGUUAGACUUCAUGUCGGACAUAAACCAGGACCACGGCGCGAACAGGACAUGCUGAGGCAAUGAAGGUAACUUGUUCGUGGAGAUUAGUGAAGUUCUUCGCCGUUCUCGCUGUGCUCGUCCUGUCUGCUCAGAUCUUAGUGAACAGAGAAACACUAAGUAAACAUCCGCCAAAGCCUAGACCCCUCAGCGCGCAGGAGUACAGGGUACUAUCUCCAGAAACUUACCGCUAUAUUCUCAACCAGCCUUCUGCAUGCACCCACAGACAGCCUUUCCUGGUUUUUAUGGUCGCAGUUGCACCUCUGGAGGUUGCAGCAAGAGAAGCCGUCAGAGAAACAUGGGGCGCUCCAGGGCAGGAUCACCUCACUCUGUUUUAUGUGGGGCUACCAGAGGGGGGUCAGAGGUCCAGCAUUCAGAAGGAGCUGGAGGAGGAGAGCAAGAAACAUGAAGAUAUCAUCCAGAUGGACUUUCAGGACAGUUAUCAGAACCUGACCAUCAAGACUAUGAUGAUGAUGAAGUGGCUUGCUACCCACUGCCCAAAUGCCUCAUAUGCCAUGAAAGUGGACUCCGACAUCUUUGUGAAUGUGUUCUACCUCAUCAGACACCUGGUUGGCGCUCCCAGGCAGGACUUCAUCACCGGGUCAGUGAUAUGGGACGGUAAGCCGAGGCGGGACAGAAACAGCAAAUGGCAUUUGUCAGAGGAGCUGUACCCUGAGGACAGCUUCCCCCCUUAUGUGUCUGGAGCUGGGUACGUGUUCUCAGCAGACCUGGCUGCCAGGAUCUCCUGGGCGUCCGGGUUCGUCCAGAUGAUUCCCCUGGAAGAUGUCUAUGUGGGUUUGUGUCUGCGCAUUCUGGGUGUGAGGCCGGUGUACGCCCGCAGUCUGUUCAGCUUCAGGAACCUGUUUGAAAUCAGAAAUUUGGAGUAUGACAGAUGCACUUUUGCUAAACUGAUCAUUGCUAAUGGGUUUAAGCCAUCACAACUGCUGCAUGUUUGGCAAGACUUCUCCGAAGGCCAUUCUAGCUGCUGAGAGAGAAAGCCGUCAGACAUAGCCUUCUGUAAAGUCAAUGUAAACAGCCAAUAAUGUGGGGGUUGUAAGAGUACAGGUUAAAACAUGUUGGGGUUAGAUGUAAAAACACUCAAUUUAACAGAUUUAAGUUUAAGGAGUAUGACAGAAGUCUUAAAAAUAUGUUUGUAGAAGAAUUUGCCUAAAAGAUCCUUUUUCUCUAAGGUCAUUUGGACCUGUCUCAGAUGGAAAGAUGAAUAACUAACAGUGUUAUUAUGGAUUAAAUCAUAAAAUAAAUGAGGGCAGAAUUCCAUUUAACUGCUUAGCUGUCAGGGUGCUAUAUUAUUCAUGCCUUACUAUUAAGAUUGUGACUUUUUUGAGUAAUUAUAAUGGAAUAUUUCUGCUGUUAAAAAGGAAAGCCCAACAGUAUAAUCUUCGACAUAAUUUGGAUUUAGUUCUCUCUUGUUUUAUGUUGACCUACCCAGGGCUCUAAAACACAAGUUGAUCUUCAUGUCAUGGAUCUAGAAUAUAUGAAAGUAAAACUUCAAAAAUUUUAAUUGCAAAAAUAAACUUUAGACCAGGGGUUUUCGAAGUGUCGGAGAGUGAGCCUCCCCCAAGAAGAAAUUAUUCAUUUGGUGGACCCCCACCCACAUAAAGAUGAAGAUUGAAAAAAAUA